This is a messenger RNA of Octopus sinensis (East Asian common octopus), 482 nucleotides long. RefSeq names its product histone H4. NCBI's taxonomy places the organism in Eukaryota, Metazoa, Mollusca, Cephalopoda, Octopoda, Octopodidae. Gene Ontology annotation, biological process: nucleosome assembly. Gene Ontology annotation, cellular component: nucleosome. Gene Ontology annotation, molecular function: DNA binding; structural constituent of chromatin; protein heterodimerization activity. The record is from RefSeq and is a predicted model, not a curated record. Bases 11 to 322 code for a protein of 103 amino acids. The transcript has a single exon.
AGAAAUAAUCAUGUCUGGACGUGGUAAAGGAGGAAAAGGAUUGGGAAAAGGAGGCGCCAAGCGUCACAGGAAGGUGUUGAGAGAUAACAUCCAGGGUAUCACCAAGCCCGCUAUCCGUCGUCUUGCCCGUCGAGGUGGUGUCAAACGUAUCUCUGGCCUGAUCUACGAAGAGACCCGUGGUGUAUUGAAGGUAUUUCUGGAGAAUGUCAUCCGUGAUGCCGUCACCUACACCGAGCAUGCCAAGAGGAAGACUGUCACCGCUAUGGAUGUCGUCUAUGCCCUGAAGAGACAAGGCAGAACUCUGUACGGAUUUGGAGGUUAAGCGAACAUUCUUAAACUUCUUCUAGAACAUACCGGCCCUUUUCAGGGCCACCCACUUUUUAAUUUAAGUCAACUCUUCUAAAUCGCGAUGUGCUUCAUCUUUUUAGACCUUAAUUUGCAGCUAAUGGUAUUUAACGCGCCCCUUGGUGGGAACGAUCCUU